CCCCACUGUACGACAACUCUCCCCCACUGUACGAUAGUGACGGCGACGACAGCCACCACAACAAUAACAGUGACGCCCUCGUCACUCAUGGGUCACAUGACGCUUAAUCACAUGUGUCAUGCCUCGUUAUCAACCAGGAACUGAGGACCGCUGGCUGGUUGAUUAUGGGCACAUAGAACAGCUGGUUCGUGAGGUGACUGAAACCGUCACUCUGAGAAGACAAGCCUCUGUUGGCACCGUUCAGCAUGCUCUACUUUCAAACAAACUGAGAACCAGCAUACCUCAGACAGUGAAGCAAGUAGAGGACCUGAUAGCAAGAUUAGACGACUGGGAGUUACGGGACUUGACUCCGGCAGAACGUGAGAGACGAACACGUCUUUGUGAAAGGUUUCAAAGUGCUCUAAAAAAAGCAGAUAUGGAUUUUAAUGAGAGAAAAUACCAAUCAAUUGGGCCAGCUGAGAGCGCUGCCUCAGGUUGGCAUGUAGAGGACGACUCAGUGGACACCAGCAGCCUGACUGUUGAUCAGCUACGUCGGCAGCAAGGACGUAUUCUUGAAGAGCAAGAGUCUGGGCUUGAUGCAUUGUCUAAAGUUGUAAGUCAACAGAAGGAAAUUGCCAAAGCUCUUGGUAACGAGGUCGUGGAACAGAAUGACUUACUCGAUGACAUUGCUGACCGCACAGAUAACGCACAGAACAAUGUUGUUAAUGAAACCGACCAAAUCUCCAUGGUGACAAAAAAGUCAAGGACAUGGCCUUACUGGGUGGUGAUUGCUGUCCUCUUCAUGGCUAUCGUCAUUGUUGCUAUUUGGUAACUACGGUAAAACCAAGAUGUGAUGAAUUAUUAAUUGCAUACAGUGAUUGGUGCCAUGGCCUAGGAAAACCUCAGUGUAGAAAUGAAUUUCAGUGCCUAUAACAUAUUUGACUCGGAACUUGAAUACUGUAUUGUAUAAAAUGUAUAAAAAUGGCACGAGGAAUCUCUGGCCAACACAGUAGCUGCAAUAAAUAGUGAACAAAACUUAUGAUGUAUGGUGCAUGAUCUGGAUGACAGGCUGGAGGUUCCUCGUGUCUAGUAUUCAGUGUUUUGUAAACUUCAAGUUAGAAUUUUGCAGUAUGGUGAUAAUGUGUGCAUGCAUGUGUGUGUGUGUGUGCAUACAAUGACAUGUAUGUACAUACAAUGAUGUGUGCACAUAUACUGAUAUGUGUGUAUACAUACACCGAUGUGUACGCGUGUGUGUACAUUGACGUGUGUGUGUGUGCAUUGACGUGUGAGUGUGCAUGCACUGACACGUGUACAUACAUGCUUUAAUGUGUGUGUGUAUAUGCAAUGACACAUGUGAGCAUACAUGCACCGAGAUACAUAGUUAAAUUCAUUUUACUUGCUGCAUUAUUUGACACAAUACCUACAUAUGAGUGACAUUACUGCAGUAAGUGAUACUUUGCCCUGCCUAAUAAUUGUAAGUGAAUAUCCAAUAUGACAUUCCUUUAGCAGAAAACGGAUGUGGUGGAACAUUUUCCAAAAAGUGUCAUUAAGUUUCCAAGUUACUGAAUAGAAUGAUGUACAGUAUAUGAUUUUAGAAUUCUAUUGAGCAUUAGUAUACAUAAUCUGCACAGCUUGAUGUCUGUCUUGCAUACUGUUAGAUUUGUGAAAAAAACUUUGUUUUAUUGUUCAAACUUGUUUAUCAUUGCUGUUUGCAUUUUCUUGAAGGACAUUAAUGUUUUCCAAGUGUUCCUGAAGGAUUGUAUUAUGUUUACUGAGAAAAUGAUAUCUGAUGUAUUUCUUUUGAUGUACAACAAGAAGGUCUAACUCUGCAAGGUAUAAAAUUUUGAGGCAUUCUUCUAAAUUUUGUCCUUAAAUGCACUGUGACCUCUUCAAGGUUCAGUUUUCUUUGGGGCUGUCUGUGAAGGAUGAUAAUUUGUUAUAUGGUAAUUAGAACUGUAUGUUUUGGAAAUGAAAUAUUUCACCGCUAAUCAUUUUCCAAGGAACAUAUCUAGUCAAGUGACUGCUUUAACCCCUUUCCCUCUCCAUCACAAAAACAUUCAGUUGCUUAUCAUUUGUUGAGGCAGUUACAGUACUUCAAAUGAUUCAUAUUAUUAGAUCAAUUCAAAUUUAAAAGUAGUCAGAAUUACGUUAUGAUUUCUGAAUUUGAGCGACUCUAGAGCACUGUCCAUGGUACAGUGACCUGUGUCCUCGACUCACAAACAAGGAUCUUUGGUUCAAUCCCCAGGUUGGUAAAAAAUGGCUUGGAACAUUUAAUUUCACCUGAUGCCUCUGUUCACUUAGCACUAAAUAGGUACCCAGGAAUUAGGAAAAUGUAGUGGGUUGCAUUCCAGGGAAGGUCAGUUGUUGACUUUAGGGGAGAGGGACAUCAAUAAGCCUAAGUACAGGCUCCCUGUCCCUGACAAUGGGAAUUAUUUAAAGCAUUCCAUUGUGUAUCGCUGGUAGCAGGUGGUACUGGUACUCGAGUCACUGUCCACAGUAGGACGAUCAAUAGCUCGAGAUUAUCUAGUGAAUAUACAAGUCAAAAUAUGUGAAAUACACAAAGAAGACAAGAACCACCAGGGUGACAAGAAUGGGUAUCGUGAUUCAUCAAACAUACAUAAGUUUAUUAAUGUAACUACAGUGUAUUAUAACUUAUCAUUAUUAUGUUCGGCACUUUCAUGGGGCGGGGAAAUAUUUAUACUUAUCGUGAUAUAUAUUAAUAGAUCUGAAUAAAUGAAUUUGUACAUUA
Procambarus clarkii (red swamp crayfish) is the source of this 2728-nucleotide messenger RNA. RefSeq names its product syntaxin 8 (gene Syx8). Gene Ontology annotation, molecular function: SNAP receptor activity; SNARE binding. Gene Ontology annotation, cellular component: SNARE complex; membrane; endomembrane system. The record is from RefSeq and is a predicted model, not a curated record. Lineage: Eukaryota; Metazoa; Arthropoda; Malacostraca; Decapoda; Cambaridae. Gene Ontology annotation, biological process: intracellular protein transport; vesicle fusion.